This is a messenger RNA of Zingiber officinale, 2371 nucleotides long. RefSeq lists its product as uncharacterized. The transcript has a single exon. The coding region runs from base 38 to 2128 and encodes 696 amino acids. The record is from RefSeq and is a predicted model, not a curated record. NCBI's taxonomy places the organism in Eukaryota, Viridiplantae, Streptophyta, Magnoliopsida, Zingiberales, Zingiberaceae.
GAACCAGGUUAAGCUAACUUAUCCAUAGUAGUUAACCAUGGGAAGGCUCGGCGGUGGCAGCGAUUCUCCGAGGACCAACCGCGCCGCAGCGGCAUCCGGUGACGAUCCAUGGGUCACCCACUUCGGCCACCCUCAUCACCUACAGCUCACGCCGCCGGACCCAUCGCAGCCGCCGCCCAUAUGCGCCGGCUGCGACUCCCGCGUCUCAGGCGGCGCUUACUACUUCUGCGAGCCGUGUAACUACGCGCUGGACGCCUCCUGCGUCCAGAUGCCUCGGCGGAUCCGCCACCCGGCCCACAAGGACUCCAUGAACAUCGCCGUCGGCGACGCCGCGUCUAGCUGCCGAGCGUGCGGCCGAGGCAGCAGCGGAUUCGUGUUCCUGUGCGAACCUUGCGGUUACCAGGUGCACUGCCAGUGCGCCGCGAAGCAGCUCACGCUGAAGCACCGGGCGCACCAGCACGCGCUCCACCUCGUCUUCUCCCCGCCGUACGAGGAGAAGGUGUUCUCUUGUGACGUGUGCUGUGGCGCCGGGACCGACCACUGGCUAUAUCGCUGUGCCACAUGCGAUUUCGAUAUUCACAUCGAGUGUGCCACGUCCGCAUCGAAGCCGGCGGGAAAUCUGCAAACAGCGACUAGUUCACGGCAAACAGAGCAGAAGGCUCGCCCACGGCCACGAGGCCGACAGCCAUCGCAUUCUGGAGAUGGGAGCGAAAGCAGCAGCGAAUCGGGUAGAGAUCAAGAUGGAGGAGACGAUGGUGCAUUAAAUUUCGCGCCCGAUCCGAUUCAAUCCCGGCCACAACGGCCUCAGAGUCGAUUGGGGCAACGUGGCCGUGGGAGACAGACACAGGGAUCCCUAGAGCCACCUGCUCCACUGCCGGUGGCGACCCAAUGGUCACCUGCACCGCGGCAACGGGCUUCCCAGCCGCAAGUAGGAGAUGGCAGUGACAGCGGCAGUGAAUCGAGUGAAGAUCAAGAUGGAGAAGACAAGGGUGCACAGCAGACUCUGACCAGGCCUCAGGGUCAGUUGGGGCAGCGUGGACGCGGGAGACAGCAGCGGGGAUCUCAACAGCCACCUGCGCCACUUCCAGCGGCAACGCAACGGCCAUCUGCACCACGGCAACGGGCUUCCCCGUCGCAAGCUGGAGAUGGCGGUGACAGCAGCAGCAGCGAAUCGUGCGGAGAUCGAGAUGGAGAAAACAACGAAAUGGCCCAGCAGACUCUGCCCCGGCCUCGGACUAAGUUGGGGCAGGGUGACCUUCGGAGACAGCAACUGGGAUCACAGCAGCCAUCUGCGCCACUGCAACCGGUCCCUCCACGGGAAUCGGCACAAGCACGGCCGCAACAAGCACAAUCACCGGCCAUGGGGCAUCUAAGUCCUCGGCGGCCGCUGGGACAGUCUCCUCUGCAUCAGCCUCGGCAACCGCAACAACCGCAGACACUACCACCGGCCAAUGGGCUUGUACGCCCACCACGGCCCAUCGGGCAAUCUCCUCCGCCUCAAUCUCUGUGGCAACAGCAACAACCACCAGCACCAUCGCCGAUGAUGGGCCUUCUAAAUCCACCACAGCAGCGGCGGCAGCUUUUGCCGUCUCAGCCUCAGCAGCAAUCACAACAACAACCUCAGGCAAAUCCAACAGGAGAUGACAAUUGUUCUUGUGGCGAUCGCUACAACUGCACUUGCCAAGAUGGAAACAGAAGCCAAGGAAAUGGCCAUGGCGAUUGUGCCUGUGGCGAUCGCUACAAUUGCACUUGCCGAGAUAGAAAUAGAGAUCAAGGAGAUGGAAAUGGCGAUUGUGCCUGUGGCGAUCGCCACAACUGCACUUGUAGAGAUGGAAAUAGAGAUCAAGGAGAUGGAAAUAGAGAUCAAGGAGAAGGAAAUGGCAAUUGUGCCUGUGGCAAUAGGUACAACUGCACCUGUCAAGAUGGAAAUGGAGGCGACGAUGAUCCAUUAAACUCAAUUCCGAAUCAAGAUGGAGGCGUAGACCAUAGAUCAAACUAUUAUGAGGAAAAUGUGGAGGUAGAUUAUUCCUUCGAUUAUCAUGGAGCAGAUGGAUCAAGCGUGACGGUGGAUUAUUCGUGUGAAGUAGCGGAGGAUUCCUAUGUCCAUGAUGACUCGUACAAUUACUAGUUCGGUCAAUGUCUGCAACAUGCAUGUUCUCGGCGAUCAGAGCUGGAAGACAAGUUCCCUGAAGUCAUUAAAGUGAGAGUGUGAGACUCUGUAUCUCUUGUUUGACAUUUUGCGUGUUCUUGUUGAUUUUUAAAUUUGUUAUUUUUCUUAUCAUGUGCUCUUAGUUGGAUCUUGAGCAAAAUAUAUGUAAGCAGUAUCUGUUGAUUAUGAAUAAGUGCAUCUCUAUCGUGAUUCGGAUGAUUA